ACUAGUUAUCAUUGUUUUGUUAUUAAAUAAUUCAGUUUAAUACUUAAUGUAAAUUGUAUUUAAGUGCUUCCAUUCAAAUUCACUCAAUCUACAUUUAUAUAACAUAAGUAUCAUUUCCCACAAGCAGAACAAUGUUGACCUACAUGGACAUAAAUUUAAAGUACACACUUCCAAUAAUCGGUGCAUUAGCGUUGAUCACCCGGCCAUUUAUGUGCCGCAUGGAAUCAACCAAAAUCGCGUUCAUAAGCUCCGUAGCCCUACUCUAUACAUCGCUUUGUUACAAUUACUGUAUCCUCAACGGAGCUCGGACGUAUUCUCCCGAAAAAAUUUCUACCACUACAGGAAAUGUCCCCGUCGACGAGUACAUUUCCGUUGUCCUGCAAGUCGUUCUUGUUUCGUUGUGGACCUACCUCUGCGUCCGGUGGAAGCCCCCAUGUAUGAACUUCAACCACGACAAAGAAAGUUACCAAAUGAUCCGAUGGAUUCCGAUCCUAUUACUCAGCAUCACUACGGCCAUAGGAUAUGGAAUGGCAAUCCCGGGACGAGAUACGUUUUACCUGGGAAGUAUAAUGUUUUGGGCUUCUCCYGUGAUAAUGCUCAUGUGGUACGGUGCCGGCAACUAUUUCGUGAACCAUUUAAUACCGUCGUCUUUUGCGAUCGUCGUGCCGACUAUAUACCUUCUAUGGAUCAAUCGAUUGGCCCUGAAGGAGGACGUGUGGCAUUUGAAUUAUUCGACCAGCUUAAACGUAUCCGUGGCCAAUGGUUUGCCAUUAGAAGAAGCACUGUUUACGUUUAUAACGACCGCGAUGGUCGUCUUGGCCGGAGCUUGUUACGAUAAGGCUUACGGGAUGAUCAUAACGUUUUCUUUGAUAUACCCAYAUCAAUUUAGCUUUAGUUUGAGUUUCAUUGGUCAGAUGUUCAGUGCAUUCGUGACUCCGGAGUAUACAAUGCCUUCUAUUGUAACAGAAGACUUGAAAUAUUGUAUCAAAUUAUUAGAUUCGUCGAAUUUAUUCGGCACUUCCAAUUAUUUGUUCCAUACUGCAAUCCGAUUAGAUUUCUUAAUUAUAUACGGAUUUACUCGUAUUACGGAUAACAUGAUUGAUGAUGAAUCAGACUUAGAAAUUAAAAAAGUAAAAUUAAAACUCUGUCACAAAUUUAUCGAUGAAGUUUUCGCUGACAGAAAAUCAGAUUUUGAAGUUCAUUCCAAACCACAUGAAAUGAUCAUCAAUUGGAAACAAUACGAGUACGAGUUGACAGAAGAAGAAUUGGCAAUUUUCCGAGCCUUCUCGAGAAUAGCAUUUCUUUUGCCUCGUAAGCCAUUUGAAGAGUUACUUGAAGGAUUUGAAUUAGAUCUCAACUUAACAUUGUAUAAAACCGAAAAUGAUUUACUGGUAUAUUUCAAACUUGUGGCCGGAAGUUUCGGUGCAAUGUGUGUGUAUAUAAUCAUGUACAGAUACAAUAUUGACAAGUACGAUUUUAUUGAAAAAGACGAUUAUCUAGUUAAAAAAUCUUAUCAGAUAGGAAACGGAUUACAAUUUGUGAACAUUGCCCGGGAUCUCGUCCGCGACAGUGAAUCAUGCGGUCGAUGUUACUUCCCUAUUGAAUGUAUGGAUAACGAAAAAGAAGAUAUUAAAAUCUUUUGUGAGGAAAAAAAUCCAAGGUCCAUGGGAGAUAAAAAGUUACAAAGAUACGCUCAGAUGAUGAUAUCGUUGGCCGACAAACAUCAAUUGGAAUCGGUGGACGCUAUUAAUCGUUUGCCACGAGAAUUACGAGGUACAAUUCUUGCAUCUACCGAGAUUUACCGUGGGCUUAUUAAUGUGAUUCAAUCUAGUCCAACUUUUCCUAACAAAGCAAAAUUAACAACGUAUAAUAAGUUAUUAAUAUUAUUUAAGACAUUAUACAUUACGAGUAUGCAUUACGUCCUAUAAGUCUCGAUUUAAUAGUAUACAUAGUUGGACUUAGUUGACAUAAUUAAUGUUAAAUCAUGCAAAUAGAAAGAUAUAGGUACUUAGUUUUUUAAUUUAUUUAUUCAUACGGACAAAUGUUAUUUAUAUUCACUAAAGUGUAGUUACUACACAAAUUGUUAAUUAUAUAUUUUCAUCUUGGUGCAUUUGCCUAUAUUUACAA
Molecule: messenger RNA, 2127 nt
Organism: Diuraphis noxia (Russian wheat aphid)
Lineage: Eukaryota; Metazoa; Arthropoda; Insecta; Hemiptera; Aphididae
Biological process (GO): biosynthetic process
Molecular function (GO): intramolecular lyase activity; transferase activity, transferring alkyl or aryl (other than methyl) groups
Source: RefSeq, a predicted model, not a curated record